Molecule: messenger RNA, 1835 nt
Organism: Diaporthe batatas
Lineage: Eukaryota; Fungi; Ascomycota; Sordariomycetes; Diaporthales; Diaporthaceae
Exons: 7
Coding region: 83-1708 (541 amino acids)
Molecular function (GO): monooxygenase activity; iron ion binding; heme binding
Source: RefSeq, a predicted model, not a curated record
CCGCAACUCCACCACACAAGCACCGGCCAAAGCCUGAAAUGAUGGCACGCAAAUUACUGUAAUCAAUGACCCCAAGACCUGAAUGGCCUUCAGGAUCAGAUUGAACAUUCCGGGCAACUCACACGGGGAACAAGGAGGAGCCACAGUUAUGGCUGUUGUCCAGCUCGUCCGCUCCCUGAUCGGUCAACUUCUUGCCCCUGCUGCUGCCUUGAUGGUGGCAUACUGGGUCGGGCGAAGUAUAUACAAUGUCAAUCUCCACCCGCUCUCAAAGUACCCCGGUCCAAGGCUUGCCGCUAUUUCUGACCUUUGGUGGGCUUAUGCAUGCACGAGUGGGAGAUACCCAUGGUUGAUUGAGGAUACCCUACGAAAAUACGGCGAUGUUGUGAGAAUUGCCCCAAAUGAACUUGUAUUCAUAAACCCUCAAGCAGCACAAGACAUUUACUUGGCACAAGAGAAGAGUCUGGAGACAUUUGUCCAAGUCGGAUAUGAUGCUCUUGAUACUGGUGAUGGAGGUAUCUCUGGAGAGGCCAAUCCUGUGAGGCAUCGUGAAGUCGCCAAGAAACUUGCCCCUGCGUUCAGCGCCCGGAAUUACAAGGCCAAAGAAGGUACUAUUCAUAAACACCUCGACUUCUUUGUCGAAAAGGUGAAAGAACUUGGAGCGAUCGGCCAGCCCAUCGAGUUGCGGCGUUGGUCUGAUUGGCUCGCUCUGGACAUGUCGGCAGAUUUGACAUAUGGUCGAGAUAUGGGCCAGGUGCGGGAUAUGAAGGAUUCAUUGUUCAUGGCCUCGGCCCUCAAACUCAAUCUCUUCGUCACAAUGAGCCAGGUGGUGAGGAAAUUCCGCUCAGGCCUCUUCACCCUGUUGCCGUAUCUCACAAUUCCUCCGACGGUCUGGCCCGCGAUGCCAUUCUUGAUCAAGAUGAACAGCGAGAUUGUGCAGGAUCGUAUCGGCCGGCGAGGGGAGCUGGACCACCUGGACUACUUUGAGCAGCUGAUCCCGUCUGACACCGGGACACCGGUCCCUGACGACAAGAAGCACAUCUUUCAUCUGGAAAAUGUGGCUGGCAACCUUCUUCUCGCCAGCUGGCAGCCCCUGGCGGACCAGUUCUACUCGUUGAUCUUUUUCCUGCUCCGUGAUCAAGAUUCAAAGGCUUAUGAAGCCUUGGUGGAGGAAGUGAGGUCGGGUUUUGCAGAGUACGAAUCCAUCGAUACGGAAGCAUUGAGUACGGCCAAGUUCAGAUUUCUGCAAGCCUGUGUAUCCGAAAGCCUUCGGCUCCACCAGGCGACUACGGAUGGACUUCCACGCAUAAGUCCAGGAGCUGUUGUUGACGGACAGUAUAUUCCAAAAGGCGUUACCUGCCAGAUCAGUUACUUCGCAGCAGUGAGGAACGAUCGCUUCUUUACCGAACCAAGAGAGUUUCGGCCGGAAAGGUGGCUAUCCAACGACCCCAAGCACCCACAGUUCGACAGCAGAUUCAAGGAUGACAAUCUGAAAGUGUCGAGGCCGUUCAGUCAGGGGCUCAGGGGAUGCCCUGGCGGCGUUAUCGCCCAAAACGUGAUCAGGCUGUUCAUCGCGAAGGUUCUGUGGCAGUUUGAUCUCGAGGCAGCUCCAGGGAUCAAGGACCUGUCUUUCGACAAGGACUUCAGGUUUCUUACCUUUUGGGAGAGGCCACAGUUUUGGCUUCGCUUCAAGCCUGUCCCGAGGCGAUAAGAGAUGACUACAUAGAGCGCUCGUCUUAUCUCGACCCUUGAAACAAUUCUGAUAGGUCACAACGAUCAGUUCGAAGUAAGAGGAUCGCAGUGGCCUAGGCUUCGAAAUGAUUCAGGAGACCAUAGAU